AUGGAGAAAAAACAAGGGUUCUUUUCGGCUUUGAGGGAGGAAGUUGUACGGGGUUUAUCUCCCGUUAGGUCACGUUCAAAGAGUCCCAGUCUACUUCGGAGGAAGAAGAAUAGUUCUAUUGAUAAUCCGGAGUCAUCGGUUCUAAGAUCUGGGAAUCUGAAACCGUUGGGUGAGACUCUGGCACCAUUGAUUGAGGGUCCGGAUCCAGACUGCGGGGAAAUCGGAGAUUCAAAACGGGUCGGUUAUGUUGGACAGUGGGUCAUCGGACAACUAACCCGGAACCCGUCAGUUUCCGCAGCGGCGUCCAAUGGGAAUGGGUACAGUAACAGGAACUCUGAUCUAAGGUUAUUGCUGGGGGUGAUGGGUGCCCCCCUUGCGCCGGUGCAUGUUAGCACCACUGACCAUUGGCCUCAUCACAGCAUCAAAGACUCUCCUAUUGAAACUUCAUCUGCACAGUAUAUAUUGCAACAGUAUACUGCUGCGACUGGAGGGCAAAAAAUGCUGAAUUCUAUUAAGAAUGCUUAUGCCAUGGGCAAGUUGAAAAUGGUAGCUUCAGAAUUUGAAACAGCCACGAAGGUAGUGAAGAACAGGAAUGCUGCUAAAGCUGCAGAAUCCGGAGGAUUUGUCCUCUGGCAGAUGAAUCCCGACAUGUGGUAUGCGGAGCUUGCAGUUGGGGGAAGCAAAGUUCAUGCAGGCUGCAAUGGCAAGCUCGUCUGGAGGCACACACCCUGGCUGGGGGCGCACACUGCGAAAGGCCCAGUUAGACCUUUGCGCCGUGCUCUUCAGGGUCUUGAUCCAAGAACCAUUGCAAGUAUGUUUGCUGAUGCCAUUUGCAUUGGCGAGAAGAAGAUUAAUGGGGAAGAUUGCUUCAUUUUGAAGCUGGCUGUGGACCCUCAGACUUUGAGGGCCAGGAGUGAAGGACUAGCAGAGAUUAUAAGGCAUGCACUCUUUGGUUGUUUCAGCCAGAAGACUGGACUUCUUGUUCAUAUGGAGGAUUCGCAUCUUACUCGCAUCCAAUGUAAUGGUGGUGACGCAGUUUACUGGGAGACUACUAUCAGUUCUUUCCUAGAUGAUUAUCGGCCUGUUGAAGGAAUAAUGAUUGCUCACUCUGGGCGUUCUGUGGUGACUCUUUUUCGGUUUGGAGAGAUGGCAAUGAGCCAUUCGAAAACCAGGAUGGAAGAAACUUGGACAGUUGAUGAGGUUGCGUUCAAUGUUCCUGGUCUAUCACUAGAUUGUUUCAUUCCACCGGCUGACUUAAGAUCAGCUUCCGUAAGUGAAGCUUGCGAUCUCCCUCAAGACGAAAGGAAAAAGUCAACAAUUUCCCUUGCUGGUCAUCGAGCAAAAGUUGCUGCUGCAGAGAAAAUUCAUGAUAGUGGCAUUGAAAGCAUAGUCUGGAAAAUGAAAAUCUAA
Fraxinus pennsylvanica is the source of this 1410-nucleotide messenger RNA. The record is from the annotation of a GenBank genome assembly. NCBI's taxonomy places the organism in Eukaryota, Viridiplantae, Streptophyta, Magnoliopsida, Lamiales, Oleaceae.